This is a messenger RNA of Neolamprologus brichardi, 5046 nucleotides long. It is a transcript of the gene zbtb3, whose product is annotated as zinc finger and BTB domain containing 3. NCBI's taxonomy places the organism in Eukaryota, Metazoa, Chordata, Actinopteri, Cichliformes, Cichlidae. Gene Ontology annotation, biological process: regulation of transcription by RNA polymerase II. Gene Ontology annotation, molecular function: DNA-binding transcription factor activity, RNA polymerase II-specific; protein binding; RNA polymerase II cis-regulatory region sequence-specific DNA binding. The record is from RefSeq and is a predicted model, not a curated record.
CAUCACUCAGACAGACAGCUGUUGUCUGAGUGGCUGCAGGUAAGAAAAUGUUCAGGACACCCACCAAAAACAAUGACGCACUCAAGAAUAGAAACGAUAGUUUCCGUCCGUGGUAAAUAAGAACCUAUCUGGUAAAUAAACAGUAGGGACUGUCCGGAUACUCCUGGUACUGGAACUGAACACAGAACCUGAGCUAACUUGGCUAACUAAUGCUAGCAUCGUUGAGCUUGGGUUACCUGAUUUUCUCGCUGGGCAGCAGGAGGGAUUUCUGAAAAGUGUACGCUUUCAGUCGUGCUUCUUCUUCUCCUGUUUGUGUGAAACGUCCCAUGUUACAGAUUGAGCUCGUGGAUGAAGAGAUCUGCCAGCGGACCGAAGAAUUCGAGCAGGUCACCAUGGAAACCUAAUGUUAGCAACGUUAAAGCUGGACGGCUGUUUAAAGUCUUACCUGCCAUUAAACGGCGCCGAAAGACGGAAACACGAAGAGUUUGCCGUGAUGGAAUUUCCUCAGCAUUCCCAGCAGCUGCUGUCCGCCCUGCGGUCUCAGCGCCAGCGGGGCUUCCUCUGUGACUGCACCGUCCUGGUGGGCUCAUCCCGUUUCCUGGCUCACCGGGCUGUUUUGGCCUCCUGCUCGCCAUUCUUCCAUAUGUUCUACUCAGACUCUCCAGGAGGAAACAGCACCAGCAGCUCUGUCACGCUCGACAGUGACAUUGUCACAUCAGCUGCAUUUGGCUUGCUCUUGGACUUUGUCUAUGAAGGAGUGCUGCAGCUUGAAGAGUCACCUCCAGUGGAGGACGUAUUGGCAGCUGCAAGCUUUCUACACAUGAAUGAGGUGGUAAGAGUUUGCAAGAGGCGGCUGCAGAGACGAGGGCCUCUGGCUGAGGCAGACAGCACACGCUCUGAAGAGAGUGCUGGUUCGAGGAAGGAAAUAGAGACACGUAGGGAGGAUGGGGGUGACCGUGGAGCAGAGCCCAUGGUGGCCGUGGCAUCAGAUCACUCAAAUCCAGUCACCAUAGCUGCACCACUGUUAUCAGCAUCCAUGGUGGCAGAGAGGCGCCAUGUGGAGACUGUGAAUUCUGAACAAAGGACUGGUGGGGGGUCAUCAGAGGCACGAGUUCAGACUCCUUUGAGCCCCGAUCUCGCCGAUACCACUCAGCCAGGCAUGGAUGGCCCUCCUCUGCCCCCAGGUGGAGAGCUGGUGCAAGGCUUCAUCACAGGCCAGUCUGCCCCUGCUCCUGGAGGUCACAUCAGGAUGGGGGCUAUGCAUCAAGGAGAAUGCACAGCACUCUGUAGUCCUUGUAGCACCACUGAGACAUGCAGCAGUAACCAGCAGCCUUCCUCCUCAUCUUCUUCUUCUCUAGUCCCAGUGAGCCAGGCUGCUGGUCGCUCACUGGUUGCUCUUCCCCAGUCAGAAUCCAGUGCACAUCCUGAUAAACCGCAACUCCCACGCAAUGGCUCUUUAGGGGAACCCUCAGUGACUGAUGACAGAAGUACAUUAGGCAAAGGACAGCAGAUGGUUAUGUUGAUCCAAGCAUCAGCUCUGACCUCACAUUUACAAUUAAGCGCACCAAAGACGCUGUCCCGGCGUGCGCCUCCACAGAUCCAAAUUCAGAGUGCCAUAUCGCUUCAAACCCAGAGCUCAGAAUCCCUCGCUGCUGCUCCUCCUCCUCCUCCUCAGAGACAAAUGCUUAAAGGACCUGAGGGGAGCACUGGAGCUUCAUCUAAUACUAAAAAUCACCCUCUAAUGGGGACAGAUAGGAGAGGCAAUGAUGGAGAGAAUGUGAAAGUCAAAGUGGAGGCCAUUGUUAUAUCAGAUGAAGAGCUAGAGGAGGAGAAAGAGGAAAGCAGAGAGAGAGAACCCGUGAUGGAAGUUGAUGAUGACUUUGAAGAUGACAUCCAGGAAGAAGAUCUGAACAGCCCUCAGUUUCUCUCUUCUCACCCACAGGGCUUCUUACAAUUGACCUCCCAAAUAAAUGAUUACUCCUUCCCCCUCUCUCCCUCCUCCUCCUCCUCUGGGGCUGGACCUUCCUCCCACGAUGCUUCUAACUUCACUGCAUCCCUCAUUCCUCCAUCCACAUCUCAGCAGCAUUCCGACCCUGUUGCAUACUUCCAGGAGCUCCAGGACUCUGUAGGAAACUUCGUAGAGGACGUACCAACGUGUGGUGUCUGUGGAAAAACUUUCUCGUGCACCUACACCCUGAGACGCCACGCCAUUGUGCACACACGGGAGCGGCCGUAUGAGUGUCGCUACUGCUACCGAAGCUACACACAAUCGGGCGAUCUGUACCGACACAUUCGCAAAGCACAUGACCUCACGCUACCAGCCAAACGCAGCAAAGCAGACACAGAGUCCUCUCUGCCAGCGCAGCCACCACCACCUCCACCUCUUAGCUAACACAGAUACCUUUCGCUUCCACAACAAAAUGUACAGUAUGUACAUUUUCUCAAAGACCAUACUGUUUGGUAUGUAAUCUGGACCAACCACCUUUCCUCUCUUUAUUCUCUUCAUAGCUGCCUUCACUUCCUCCUUACUAAUCCUCUACAUUUCCUGAUUCACUAUCUUUUGUCUGUCCUCUUCUUUGAUUUUUUAAUUCAUCAGCUUCUUACAGUACUCCUUCCAUCUGCUCACCACAUGUUUCAUUCAUCAGUAUGUUUCCAUCUCUCUUUGUCCUUAAUCACUCUAAAGCUGAGUUUAUGGUCCAACAAAGAGAGUGUGUUUGCUGUCCGCUGGCAGUUUAGGCGUUGCCCGUAUACCUGCAGAGAGCUCCGUUGUCAUAUGGAGGCAGUGUACAAAGUAUGUGGUGCAACCGGUCUGUGAGACACUUUUGCUUGUGCUGUUGUUGAUCCAUCAGCAUACAUACAGCAUAUAUAACAUACAAAAGAGCUGAAGUGAAGCAGAGUGUUAAAACAGUAAAAAGUUGUCAACUGCAGCCACUGCCUGUUCUGUAUUUUUCACCCCGAAUGGAAAGAUGUACGCAGACAAACACAUUUUUGGGACCAUAAAUUACGCUUAGCCUGCUGCACAUAUUAUCCAAUCUCCCAUCGUCCAAUCAAUCUCUAUCUAGCUAAUUAUUUCCUCAAUUUAUGAACUUUUGUUUCAGAUAAUCCUAGACAUAUAUCCUGUUUUACCCCAGAAGGUUGGUUCUGUUCAUCUGGAUGUAGCAUUUUCAAUGGGAGAAUCGUUUCGUCACUCACCGAUUAUCUUCUUCAGUCUCAGCUGACUGCAGGUUUCCCCAACCUUGUAAACAGUACAUUAUACAUUGCACAAUAACAGAACAAGCUCACUGAAUGAGCAAUGGGUUGUAAGGUCACUUCCUUGAUUAUUAAUAUGCAAAUUGUCCUGACCAUUGAUCAACAUCCACUGAUCAAAGACCACUGAUCAAUGGCCAGUACCGUUCACAGAGUUGGGGAAUGGCUGCAUUGUGAGAUCACGAAAGAUGUACCGCUGGCCCCCUCCUCGAUUCAGAGAUGGUCUUUCCCUUUUCACCUAAAUGGCCUUCUUGACUCCCCACUCAAACCAGCGUUCCUCCCUGUCCAGGAUGUGUACAUCCUCAUCAUUGAAAGAGUGUCCAGUGGCCUGUAGGUGUAAAUAGACUGUGGAGUCCUGGCCUGACAAGUUAGCACUUCUGUGUUGUGCCAUCCACUACAUUAUAUUAUAUUACUCUGUUUAUGUAGGGGGACCCUAUCCUUAGGAUGGACCUAUUUUUGACGCAGCAUGUUUUUGGGAUUUAAAAGCCACAGAGAUUCAGUGUUUAGAAAAUGAUACUCCUGACAUAUAAGGCACUACUAUGGGCUUUCGCUUAGGCAGCAGAUGUCCUUCUCUCCUGGAUCAGCUGGAGCUUUCUUUAGGCACCUUCCCAGUUUUGACAAAUGUCCAGCUGGGAUAACCACAUUAGCUCAGGGCCUUCUUGACGUGAUGUUCUUCUGCUUCCCUGGCGCUUUGUCUGUGGGGAUGGUGUUCACUCUAUGUUGAGGCAUCCUGAUGACACCAAGUUUGUGCUCCAGUGGAUGAUGAGAGUCAAACCUUAAAUACUGAUCUGUAUGCGUAGGUUUACGGUACACAUUAGCUUUUAAAUGUCCCCCAUUACUGAUGGAAAUCUCACAGUCUAAGAAGGCUAACCUGUCAGUUUUUGUAUCCUCCCUGGUGAACUCCAUAAUGACAUACCUCACCUUAUCAACAAAAUCCAAGGUGUUCUGGAUGCGGUGUUUAGAGCUGUCUACCAAUGGGUGAGUUGAUCAUACAGACAAUUGGUCUUGAAGGUGCCCCCUGUUUAUGUGUCUUCGGCAAACCGUAAAGACUUGGUGUUGAUUCCCCUAUAGCUUGUCAUAUGAAGUCCGGUCAAUAGCGUUGUCUUGUUCUAACUGCUUCAGACAAUCUACCACCCUCUUCCUGUAGCCACUUCCUGGGUCUCGUUUGAGGGGUUCAUAAGUAUUUUUGUCACUGAGCAGUGACAGCAUGUUCUCAUGAUAGUCUUUCUAGUUUAGCAAGACCGUGCACCUACCCUCAUCUGCUGGAAAGAUGAUAAUGUUAUUGUCAUUACUAAGUGAUGUGAGUGCCUUCCUCUCCUCCAUGCUGAUGUUAGAUGCUGGGGGCUUUGCAUUGCUGAGACAGGCUGGAACUCUGUAGUUGUUCUGCUUCCAAGUCUGCAAUUUUGUUGUUGUCGAAUUGCUGUUUCUGUGGCUGUGAUCAGUUCCACUAGUGGGAUUUGUCUCGGCGUCACAGCAAAGUUCAAACCUUUUGCAAGGAUGUUUUUCUCUGGUUGGGUGAGUUGUCUGUCAGACAAAUUUUUCACCCACUUGUCCACAUCUUUGUUGUGGAAUUCUUCUCUCUUCUGGCUGCUGGGGACACUCUCUGUAUUUUGCUGUCGUUUCCGACGCAUAACAAGUAAGUCAAACUUCCUUUGUUGUCUGAUCUUAGACUUCUCAUGCUGUGCUAGACGAGCCUUCUCAGUGAAUUCAAGCACCUUUUUAAGAGUAUUCUCAUCUAGAAGCAUUGUAAGUCAGCUAGGACUGAAGAAGUCACUUGGAUGAGUGACAAAACGUUUCUCC